Molecule: messenger RNA, 2505 nt
Organism: Suillus plorans
Lineage: Eukaryota; Fungi; Basidiomycota; Agaricomycetes; Boletales; Suillaceae
Exons: 5
Biological process (GO): intracellular sterol transport
Cellular component (GO): plasma membrane; endoplasmic reticulum-plasma membrane contact site; endoplasmic reticulum membrane
Molecular function (GO): sterol binding; sterol transfer activity
Source: RefSeq, a predicted model, not a curated record
AAUUCUAGUACAAAAGGGAGUGUCAAAAUUGGUAUAAUUCCACCUUCCCCUCGUUCAGCCCUUCUUACUUUUCCUUAUCUUCCUUCGCAAGACCACCAUCCUGAUACAUCUCAACAUCGACGUGCACGCUCGCAGGACAGGAUGGUCCCAGACAGACAUGCUGUAUCGUUCGCUGCUCGUCCCAUGGCAAGCGACUCUUCUUUGUCUACGGAUGACAUGCUUCCAACUCCAACCCCCUCUCGUUCUCGUCCUGAAGAAUGGAAGACCAGUGCUGACAGCUCACCCAAAUCCUCUCGCCAGCUCACACCUGCGUCAUCCACUGGGAACCUGAAAGCCUUUGUAGACAAGCGUAGCAGCACUCACCCUUCAAACACUCACAAGGUGGUCGAUAGAAUUCCCUCAAAGAAGUCACUUCGCAGUAGAACACAGCCCCCAGCUCCGCUCGAUUUCGAUCAGAGUAAUACUCGUUCCGAUACGCACCGCCGAACUAGUCGCCACGAACACAAUGCCGUCAUAAUUGAAAAUGGCCUCGUGGACUCACCCACCACAAUAAGCAAUGCCCCCAAAAGCUCCCAUCAUCAACAGGAGCUUUUACCUGUCCUCACCGACACAGACGCAAGAUCCAUCCGCUCCGUAAACAGCUCAACCUCGAAGACAACAGGUUGGCGUCGUCCUUCACUCACUACUCCCAAUCGCAGACAACCUGGCGUUGCUUCUUCUAUGGUCGCUUCCAUGACAAAUACUGGUUCCCAAAUGUCCCCUGUUCUUCCGGUUUCCAAUUCGGCAGCAAAAAAAGUCACCAACGGAACAGUCAGGUCAAAUGCCUCUGCUCGUUCUGCAGUGGGGCACACUGCUUCCGCUUCCGUGACGUCUGUGCCUAAUUCUACCGAUGUCAACGCUCGCACAAGACGUGCCUUGUCUGGUCGAGAUGACUUUUCAGACGGUCAGCCAGACUCGUUUACUUCUAGCGGAGAGAGCGAGGCGUCGGACGACGAACUUGAUAUUAAUGAAGACAUUCCCGUCACGGGUUUUGCCGUUGCAAGCAGCAAGCGUAAUGCAGACUUCCACGAGUUGUUCCCUAGUAUCCCCGAAGGCGAUUAUCUUAUUGAAGAUUACGGGUGCGCAUUACAGCGUGAGAUUCUAAUCCAAGGCCGGAUAUACAUCUCAGAGAACCACAUAUGUUUCCAUGCGAACAUUUUCGGGUGGAUCACUGACCUGUCAAUCCCAAUAUACGAAAUAACCGCUCUUGAGAAGAAGAUGACGGCAUUCGUCAUUCCCAACGCCAUCCAAAUAACUACCCGACAGGCAAAAUACACCUUCGCCUCGUUCCUCUCCCGCGAUACGACGUAUGACGUCAUUGCCAAUAUCUGGCGACUUGCCCGUCCUGAUGAUACUCUAAGCCAAACCGGCUCAUCCGCCAACAUCAUCACGCCCGCAAGUACCUCUGAUGUUUCAGGUCCCCUGGUCACUAGCGGAGGCAAAGAAGCAGCUCCUGUGACUCGCAUUAGCAAAGUCACGCACUGCGCAUGCUCGAAAAAUGGACAGCAUCUUAAUGAGAUUGCCCUCGAGACUGUGUUACCUGGAACACCGGACAAGAUUUAUAACCUCAUGUUUGCGAGUGGGUUUAUCAAGGAUUUUAUGCGAGUGGAUCAGAAGCUCAUGGAUGUGCAGAUAUCAGAUUGGUCUCCCAUAGGCGACAACUCGAAGCUUUUGGCACGGAAUAUGUCGUAUAUCAAGCCUUUGAACAAUAGCGUAGGCCCGAAGCAAACAAAGUGCGAGAUCCACGAUGAAACCAUGACCUACGACUUUGAUGACCACGUCGUGAUGUUGACGACGACGAAGACGCCCGAUGUUCCUAGCGGAGGUGUGUUCUCCGUCAAGACGAAGACAUGCUUGAUGUGGGCAAGUGCUAUUUCCACACGGGUGGUCGUCACCACGCAGGUAGAUUGGACUGGGAGAAGUUUCAUCAAAGGUCUGAUCGAAAAAUCAGCAAUAGACGGUCAAAAAGUGUACCACUCCGACCUCGACAAAGCCAUGCGGAUGUACAUCCAAGAACACCAAUCCGAAUUCAUCCCAGCAGGCGUUGAUCCAACAGCCGUAGCACCCGUCGAGCCUAUCAGCCCCGUCAUCGAACACCACGACCUCAAUCUCCUGAGUCGCUCCAUGGGCAUAUCAGACGCAGAAGCCCGUAAAGCACGCGAACACGAACGUAACAGACGUGGGCUCCAAUGGGCGUAUGAGACAUUUGACGGUGCCUAUGGCGUUGCGAAGCGCUCUACGUUUGGAGCGCUGGAACUUGUCAAGGAAGCUUGGGAACAGAGCUCGUCGAUGACGAUUUUAUAUUUCGUCAUCGUCAUUCUUGUGUUCAGUAACCUGUGGACGUUGAUGCUUGUGGGGCAAAGGGAGGAGGCAGGGAGGAGGAAGGAGGCGAGGAGGACUGAGGAGAGGGAGAAGUGGGUGCAGGAUGUUGUCACUGGGCUUUGGGAGGAGAUGGCUGUUGGGAGG